GCGGUGUCAGAAACCCUGUGGUGAAAUUCAGCCUCUGGAUUCCAGAAAUUUGGAGUGUUUUCCUGGGGGGAAAAAUCCACAUACACAAAACAACAGUUGGAAUCCCUGUGGACUCUAAAUUGCUUCCUCUGAGGUCAAGGAACACAAGAUGGUUUUGGAAAUGCUGAACCCAACGCAUUAUAACAUCACCAGCAUGGUGCCUGAAGUCAUGCCUGCUGCCACCAUGCCAAUCCUGCUGCUCACCGGCCUUCUCCUCUUGGUUUGGAAUUAUGAGGACACGUCCUCAAUACCAGGUCCCGGCUACUGCAUGGGAAUCGGGCCGCUCCUCUCCCACGGCAGAUUCCUGUGGAUGGGCAUAGGCAGUGCCUGCAACUACUACAACAAGAUGUAUGGAGAGUUCAUGCGAGUCUGGAUAUGUGGAGAGGAGACUCUCAUUAUCAGCAAAUCCUCAAGUAUGUUCCAUGUAAUGAAGCACAGUCACUACAGUUCCCGAUUUGGCAGCAAACUUGGGUUGCAGUGCAUCGGUAUGCAUGAGAACGGCAUCAUAUUUAACAACAAUCCAGCCCUCUGGAAAGCAAUUCGACCUUUCUUUAUAAAAGCUCUGUCGGGCCCCAGCCUUGUUCGCAUGGUGGCGAUUUGCGUUGACUCCAUCAUAACACACCUGGACAGGUUGGAGGAGGUGACCAACAAGUCAGGCUACGUUGAUGUGUUGACCCUCAUGCGGCGCAUCAUGCUGGACACCUCUAACGUGCUCUUCCUGGGGAUCCCCUUGGACGAAUCUGCCAUCGUGGUUAAAAUCCAGUGUUAUUUUGACGCGUGGCAAGCUCUUCUUCUCAAACCAGACAUCUUCUUUAAGAUUUCGUGGCUGUACAGAAAGUAUGAAAAGUCCAUCAAGGAUUUGAAAGAUACCAUAGAAAUUCUGAUAGAAGAAAAAAGACGCAGAAUUUCCACAGCAGAGAAACUGGAAGAAUGUAUGGACUUUACUACUGAGUUGAUUUUUGCCGAGAAACGUGGUGACCUGACCAGAGAGAACGUGAACCAGUGCGUCCUGGAAAUGCUGAUCGCAGCCCCUGAUACCAUGUCUAUCUCUGUGUUUUUCUUGCUGUUCCUCAUCGCAAAGCACCCUAAGGUGGAAGAGGCAAUAAUGAAGGAAAUCCAGACUGUUGUUGGUGAAAGAGACAUAAGGAUUGAAGAUAUGCAAAAAUUAAAAGUGGUGGAAAACUGCAUCUAUGAGAGCAUGCGGUACCAGCCUGUCGUGGACCUGGUCAUGCGCAAAGCCUUACAAGAUGACGUCAUCGAUGGCUACCCAGUAAAAAAGGGGACUAACAUUAUCCUGAAUAUUGGAAGAAUGCACAGACUCGAGUUUUUCCCCAAGCCCAAUGAAUUUACUCUUGAAAACUUUGAGAAGAAUGUUCCUUACAGGUAUUUUCAGCCAUUUGGUUUUGGGCCCCGUGCCUGUGCAGGAAAGUACAUCGCCAUGGUGAUGAUGAAAGCCAUCCUCGUGACACUUCUGAGACGAUUCCAUGUGCAGACGUUGCAAGGAAAGUGUGUUGAGAACAUGCAGAAAAGAAAUGACUUGUCCUUACACCCUGAUGAGGCCAACAACCUUCUGGAAAUGAUUUUUGUGCCAAGAAACUCAGACAAAUGCCUCGACCACUAAAGAAAGCUGGCCAGUACCUACUCUGGAGCAUUUCUCUCAUCAGUAGUUUACAUGGAAAUCAUCCAUCCUUACCAGGUAGAGUCAUCCUCAGAGUGAACAUUCUGUGGCGCGUGGUGUUCUCUAGGCGUACCUCCUAUGGGUUGUCCACAAGAUGGGAACCGUCAGUCAUCUGCUGUUGCUCAACGCAGAAAGCCAGGCUGCCAGAGAAAAGACAGAGGCCAAGAGUCUGCAGGGGAAAUGGUCAGUGAAGAAACUGCAGCUCUAAAGGCCCAAUUCCACAAAAUGUGCUUCAGAAAGGACAGGCCAUCAGCAAAAACGUAUGUCUGGUUUCCCGCUGGAUCUCCAAGGCCCUGCCCCAAGGGCAUUUUCAUGUCCCAGGCAGAAGCACUCAAGUUUAUUAGAAGAGCCAAGCCAAUGUCUGGGUAUCAGGGCCAAACAUACCUGCUAGUGUAGACAAAAAUACUUUAAUUUGGUUUCUUUGGGGGUGGGAUAGCAACUUUCAUAGUCUUUGGAGAAAUGCUUACAAAUUCAGCACUUGACUUUUCCCGUGAAUUAUGCCCAAUUAACUCCUAUUUAUCCACAUGUGAUCUGUCUGUGACAUAAGUUAAAUCGGAGGA
Molecule: messenger RNA, 2277 nt
Organism: Propithecus coquereli (Coquerel's sifaka)
Lineage: Eukaryota; Metazoa; Chordata; Mammalia; Primates; Indriidae
Gene: CYP19A1
Product: aromatase
Exons: 10
Coding region: 149-1660 (503 amino acids)
Molecular function (GO): oxidoreductase activity, acting on paired donors, with incorporation or reduction of molecular oxygen; monooxygenase activity; heme binding
Source: RefSeq, a predicted model, not a curated record